Messenger RNA from Carassius auratus (goldfish), 2258 nucleotides. RefSeq names its product solute carrier family 23 member 2. Gene Ontology annotation, cellular component: membrane. The transcript has 12 exons. The record is from RefSeq and is a predicted model, not a curated record. Lineage: Eukaryota; Metazoa; Chordata; Actinopteri; Cypriniformes; Cyprinidae. Gene Ontology annotation, biological process: transmembrane transport. Bases 161 to 2062 code for a protein of 633 amino acids. Gene Ontology annotation, molecular function: transmembrane transporter activity.
UUUAACAACAUUUACAACCGUGUAUUUAUAUCCUUAAUGGCGGUUUUUAUGUCUUUGACUGCUUGACUGGCACAACUUAACAUAGCUUGAUCCUGCAGCAUGACUGUGUUUACAUAUACAACAGCAGCUGAGUGGAUUUAAAUGCCACACUUACACGAAGAUGAUGUUUUUGGGGAAAACAGAAUGGAGGGGCUUAAAGCCUUUUCAACAGCCACACGAUAUCGGUUAUGACACAGUAACGUUAGGUGGCAGUACAAACCGUUCAGAAAAGCCCAGUGCGUCGAGUGCCCGAGGCGGCAUUGCUCAGAUUUCAGAUGGCAGCCAUGACCCUGAGAAGACCAUCAUUGCUGACCCCCAUGCCGACAGUGUGGAAGAGGGUCUGGACUCGAGGCCUGAAGGCAACCUUAUCUACUCCAUCAACGAUCGCCCACCCUGGUACCUCUGCAUUCUUCUGGGUUUCCAGCAUUACAUACUGGCGUUUGGUGGCAUCCUGGCAAUUCCUCUCAUUCUCGCCGAGCCGUUGUGCAUCAAAGAGAACAACGUUGCCAAAAGUCAGCUCAUCUCCACCAUCUUCUUUGUCUCGGGCAUGUGCACUUUGCUACAGACCACCCUCGGGACCAGGUUGCCGAUCCUCCAAGGAGGGACGUUUACCUUCAUCACUCCGACUCUAGCUAUCCUCGCCCUUCCCAAGUGGAGAUGCCCAGACACAGGUGCCACCCCUCACCCUAAUGCCACAAAUUCUGCAGCGCUCCUAGCGGAUGAUGAUGAGGUGUGGAAAGUCCGCAUGCGUGAGAUCCAGGGUGCCAUUCUAAUGGCCUCAAUGCUUCAGCUUGUUCUGGGCCUGUCAGGUCUCGUGGGGCUAGUGUUGAGGUUCAUCGGGCCGCUGGCCAUUGCUCCCACCAUCAGCCUUAUAGGACUGUCGCUCUUCAUCCAGGCCGGGCAGAAGUCAGGAGCCCACUGGGGAAUUGCUGCUUUAACCGUUUGCCUGAUCCUUCUCUUCUCCCAGUAUUUGAGCAAAGUAAACCUUCCUCUCAUUGCUUAUAAGGACAAGAAGUGGAAAGUAUUCCAGUACCCUCUCUUCAAACUCUUUUCUGCUUUAUUUGGGAUGUGCGGAGCCUGGCUGGUGUGCUUCCUGCUGACAUAUUUCAAUGCCCUGCCCUCAUCUCCAGAUGAGUAUGGCUACAUGGCCAGGACAGACAUCAAUCUUAAUGCAGUAAAAAGUGCUUCAUGGUUCUACGUGCCUUAUCCAGGACAGUGGGGUUUACCGACUGUGAGUGUGUCGUCUGUGCUGGGCAUGAUGGCUGGAGUAUUGGCUUCAACGAUGGAGUCCAUUGGAGACUAUUAUGCAUGCGCUCGUCUCUCUGGAGCACCUCCACCGCCUAGGCAUGCUAUUAACCGUGGCAUUGCGGUGGAAGGCGUGGGUUGCAUCUUGGCUGCCCUAUGGGGUACUGGUAAUGGCACCACCUCCUACAGUCAGAAUAUCGCCGCUCUGGGAAUUACAAGGGUUGGCAGCAGAUUGGUACUUCAGACUGCUGGGCUUCUUAUGAUCAUCUUGGGACUCUUUGGUAAAUUCAGCGCAGUCUUUAUAACUAUUCCAGACCCGGUCAUCGGUGGAAUGUUUCUUGUCAUGUUUGGGAUGGUAGCAGCAGUGGGAAUUUCCUGUCUGCAGUAUGUGGAUUUGAACUCUUCCAGGAAUCUCUUGAUUCUUGGCUUCUCAACCUUCACUGGUCUUGUGCUCCCAACCUGGUUUCACUCGAACCCAGGCACGAUCAACACAGGCAUAAAAGAGCUGGAUCAGCUCAUAAUGAUUCUCUUCACCACCCACAUGUUCAUUGGUGGAUUCUUUGGGUUUGUUUUGGACAACACAAUACCAGGAACAGAAAAAGAAAGAGGAAUAAAGAAUUGGAGGAAGACGGUUCAUGAAGGAUCUCAAAUACAUGUCACCGAUCAGUCCUGUUACAAUCUGCCUUUCUGCACAAGCUUUAUUCAGAGGUUCAAACUGCUCCACUACCUCCCGUUCCUCCCAUCAGUUAAGUCACAGGAACUGGGAACACAUCUGUAGUACCGGAGCUUCCUGUGGUGAGGCUUGGUUUUUUGAAAGGCACAUUCCUGGAAAUGAAUGUGGGCAACACUCAGGCCUGGCUCCAGGGUUAAACUGAUCGGAAUAGCCACAUAAUUACUGCGAUUUUCCAUGGAAAUCAUACAACCAUUGACAUUUUCAUCUUUUUUUGGAUUAUUAAAGUACAUGCUCUGCUAAA